AUGCAAAGUGUAAUCAACAGUGUUAAGGGUACAGCGUUGGAAGUUGCGGGAUAUUUAACACCGGUGUUGAAGGAAUCAAAGUUCCAAGAGACAGGAGUUCUUACUCCUGAGGAAUUUGUGGCAGCCGGAGAGCACCUAGUGCAUCACUGCCCAACCUGGCAGUGGGCUAAGGGUGAGGAUGCCAAGGUCAGAAGCUACCUUCCAGCAGACAAACAAUACCUGUUCACUAGGAAUGUACCUUGCUAUAGGAGAUGCAAGCAAAUAGAAUACUGCGAAGACAAAGAGAAAGUGAUAGAAGAUGAACAGGACGCAGACGGAGGCUGGGUUGAUACACAUCACUAUGAUAACGCUGGCUUACCCACGGUUGAGGAAAAGGUAUGUGAAAUGACACUGGAAGCCGCCGACACUGGCGACAGUGACGGUGAAGGCGCUGCUGGCGAUCACGAAGACGAUGAAGACGAGGACGAGGAUGGCGAGGCUGAGGACAUGGAGGAGUUCCAAGAGUCUGGCUUGCUGGAUGAAGUUGAUCCGUCAACAGACUUAGCUCAACGCAAGGAGGACAAACCGAAGUCGGUGAACAAGUCGAAGUCGGACGGUGAUGAAAUUAUUCGUACGAGGACAUACGAUCUUCACAUCACUUACGACAAGUACUAUCAGACGCCGCGGCUCUGGCUCAUCGGAUACGACGAGGAUCGAACUCUCCUGAGCGUAGAACAGAUGUACGAAGAUGUGUCCCAGGACCACGCCAAGAAGACUGUCACCAUGGAGUCGCACCCGCACCUGUCCGGACCCAGUAUGGCCUCCGUACACCCGUGCCGGCACGCAGAAGUAAUGAAGAAAAUUAUCGAAACUGUGACGGAGAGCGGCGGCGAGAUGGGUGUGCACUCGUACCUGAUUGUGUUCCUAAAGUUCGUACAGACUGUCAUACCGACCAUCGAGUACGACUUCACGCAGAACUUCGCCAUGAACUAG
Messenger RNA from Arctia plantaginis, 972 nucleotides. The record is from the annotation of a GenBank genome assembly. Lineage: Eukaryota; Metazoa; Arthropoda; Insecta; Lepidoptera; Erebidae.